This is a messenger RNA of Trypanosoma conorhini, 318 nucleotides long. RefSeq names its product small nuclear ribonucleoprotein. The record is from RefSeq and is a predicted model, not a curated record. NCBI's taxonomy places the organism in Eukaryota, Euglenozoa, Kinetoplastea, Trypanosomatida, Trypanosomatidae. The transcript has a single exon. The annotation marks the transcript as partial.
AUGACGGAGGUGCUGGAAACGCCGCUGCGCGCAGUGAUGGAUGCGACGGGUUUCUUCGUAAAGGUGGAGGCGGUGGAUGGGGCCGUUUAUACAGGAAAGCUUUCUCGCCUGGACAUGCUUCACGGCGAUGUUGAGAUGAUUGAUGUGCGCUGUCAAAGACGCGACUCUUCUCUCUCAAUAGAAUGUCGUGUUCUUUUGAAGGGUUCAAAUGUUCGUUUGAUACAUCUUCCUUCGGAUAUACGCAAAGCCACCUACUUGGAAUGGGAAGAUCCAAACGUUCAAAAGGAUCUCAAGAAUAGCUUGAAAUCGCGACGACCG